Molecule: messenger RNA, 1611 nt
Organism: Hibiscus syriacus
Lineage: Eukaryota; Viridiplantae; Streptophyta; Magnoliopsida; Malvales; Malvaceae
Exons: 4
Coding region: 219-1253 (344 amino acids)
Source: RefSeq, a predicted model, not a curated record
GAAAGCCCUCGGUUAAUUGCCAUUUCUAGAGAGAGAGAGAGAGAGAGAGAAAGAGAGGGAGUGAAUACUGACAGUGAGGGGAAGCAAGGACUUGUCGAAAACGACGCCAUUGACGGAGUUUCCUGGAAACCCUGUCGAACUGAACCCUGAUUUCUCUUGGAUGAGGUCAUACUUGGGUGAUUCGGAGUUUUCCAAUCUGACCCUUACUUGCCCUUAAAAUGAAUAUAAGCAGCAGUCGGGUAUCUAGGGGUCAAAAGUCAAAAAAAAUUCAGGGUGAGGGGAGAAAUUGGAUUCUCAUUGCCGGUGGUGCUUUGCUGAGUACCUUAUCGGUCCGACUUGGUUACAGGCUGAAGCAGGCAAUUGAUGCGAAGCAACAAGAUAAUGCUACUGCCAGCUUGAAAGAGUUCAUUACAGGGAAUGGAGCUUCUGACAGAAAGAUAUCAUCGGGUUGCUGCUUACAUUCAAACAUGUACUCGUUCACUGAAGAAGAUGGUGGUUGUUUCAACUGCAUGUCAGGAGCUGAAAACAUGGGUGAGAAGCACCUACCCAAUGGUCAGAUGCGGCCCGAACCUGAAGUUGCUCUUCCGCUGGUGACAGUUCCCACGUCGGAUUUCAACAAGGAUAAUGGUGUUAUGUGGGCAUCAUCCCUGGAUCGUCUUGAGUUACCUCCGAAGCCAUUCCAUCAGUCUAACUGCUCUGACUCACCAUGUGUCUCAGAAUCAGGCUCCGACAUAUUUAGCAAGAGGGAAGUGAUACAAAAGCUAAGGCAACAAAUGAAAAGAAGAGAUAAUAUGAUUUUGGAGAUGCAGGAUCAAAUUAUGGAGCUUCAGAAUUCACUGAAUGCUCAGGUGGCACACUCAACUGACUUACAAUCACAGCUGGAUGCGGCAAAUAGAAACUUGUUCGACUCCGAGAGAAAAAUCCAAAGGCUGAGGAAGGCAAUUGCAGAUCACUGUGUAGGAAAUGUUGGCACGAAUAAGAAAACAUCAACUGAUACACCAUGGCCUUCUGACAUAAGAAAUGGCCAUGCCAAUGGGUGUCUUGAUGUGGAAAGCAACUCAGGCUCCCCCGAGAUGGGAAGGGGAGAUGGGGAGAGAAUCGAGAUGCUGAAGAGAGAAGUAGGAGAGUUAAAAGAGGUAAUAGAAGGAAAAGAGUUUUUGUUGCAGAGCUACAAGGAGCAGAAACUGGAGCUCUCCAUGAAGAUCAAGGAGUUGCAGCAGAGAUUGGAUUCCCAGCUCCCCAACAUUUUUUAGGUACCGAUGAAGGUUUUGUCCCCCGUUUUUUUUCUUCGAUUCGAGGUUAAAGAAAUGCCUCAUUUUUCUUUCUCCUUGCUUUGGUUGGCUUUAAGUUUAAUUUUGGAUGAUAAUGUUCUUUGCUUGUCCAUCUGUGUGCAUGAGAAUGAGAUGUGUAGGAGAAAAAGAAAAGGGAAAAGUAGGCACCACCAUAUUGGUUUGUUAUUUACUUUUCUCUUGCUUAGCGAGUGCCUUAUUUCGUAUAGAAAUCAGAAACUGAGUUUUCUCAGUCUUGGUGGUCUUCUUCUUUUGCACUGUUUUUCUUUUGGUACCAAGUUGAUUGCAUCUCGGGAUAGAAAAAAAUUGCAAAUGUUGCAAG